CGACCUCUCGCGUAGGGCGGCUCCGAAGCCGCGGGUUCAGCAGCUGCGGCGGUAGAGCAGGUGCUGGGGCGCGCCUGGGCGGGGGCGCGCCUCUGUGCGUGUGCGUGUGCGCAAGGCGGGGCCGCGCAGCAGGCAGCCCCGCGCCGGCUGGUGCCAUCUGGGAGCCGGGGCGGGGAGCGGAGGAGGGAGCCGCGGGCAGGAGGGAGCCGAGCAUCCUCAAGGCCGAGGCUCCGGCUGUCUUUCCGGCGAGAGGAAGGCUCUUCGGUGCCAGUGCCGGCGAAGUACUUGGGAAUCGCCCCCCACUUCCUUGCUGGUUAUUUUAAAUUUUAACAUUUUUUUUUAGUUCGUUGUUGUUUUUUUCUUUUUUUGCGAUUUCCCCUCCACCCUGAAACCCAGGAGAAGCUUCUGAAGCAGGGCGACCGCUGAUCUUACGUAAAUGGUGCUGCUCCGGGGAGAGCAGCCACUCUGCCAGCCUCGGGCCGGGGGCGCGCCCCCAGGCACCCCUCGCCCUGCCCCUCGCUGCCGCGGCAGCCCGGCUUGAGAUCCGCACCGGCAUCGGCGGGCGAGCGGCAGCCAGCAGCCCGCAGCCCCAUCCCCGGCGGGUUUCAUCGCCUCCGCGGACCGGCUGCGGGGAUGCUGCGGCGCGUCGGAGCCCGCGGCAGGGAGGGCUCUAUGUCAGAGAGAUAACGCGGCUCCGCCAGCAGCCCGGGGGUAGUCUCGGUGCCAGUCCCCCUCCCCCGGGACCUGGCUGCCUGGCAGCCGCUCGCUUCUCGGCGGCCGGACUGGCAGCGGCGGCGGAGCCGACGAGCGGCGGGGCGAGGCCCGGCGGGGCGGGGGAGCAGCGGGCAUCCGAGCCGGGGCACCCCGCCUCUGGGGGGCAAGCGCUGGGGCUGCUGAGGAGCGCAGGCGGCAGAAGCAGGGAGCAGGAGGAGGAGGGCAGCGCCAUGACUCACUUGCAGGCAGGUCUCUCCCCGGAGACUCUGGAGAAAGCCCGGCUGGAGCUGAACGAGAACCCAGACACCUUGCACCAGGACAUCCAGGAGGUGCGGGACAUGGUGAUCACCCGGCCGGACAUCGGCUUUCUCCGCACCGACGAUGCCUUCAUCCUGCGGUUCCUGCGGGCCAGGAAGUUUCAGCACUUCGAAGCGUUUCGCCUCCUGGCGCAGUACUUCGAGUAUCGCCAGCAGAACCUGGACAUGUUCAAGAGCUUCAAGGCCACCGACCCGGGCAUCAAGCAGGCACUGAAGGAUGGCUUCCCCGGCGGGCUGGCCAACCUGGACCACUACGGCAGGAAGAUCCUCGUCCUUUUUGCUGCCAACUGGGACCAGAGCAGGUACACGCUGGUGGAUAUUCUCCGUGCCAUACUCCUCUCCUUAGAAGCCAUGAUAGAAGAUCCUGAGCUUCAAGUGAAUGGAUUUGUUUUGAUUAUAGACUGGAGCAACUUCACCUUCAAGCAAGCUUCCAAGCUCACACCAAGCAUGCUUAGAUUAGCCAUAGAGGGCCUUCAGGACAGUUUUCCAGCUCGGUUUGGAGGAAUACACUUCGUCAAUCAGCCGUGGUACAUCCAUGCCCUCUACACAGUUAUUCGUCCCUUCCUAAAGGAGAAGACACGAAAAAGGAUAUUCCUGCAUGGUAAUAACCUCAACAGCCUGCAUCAACUAAUACACCCUGAGAUCCUGCCAUCAGAGUUUGGAGGAAUGUUGCCCCCCUAUGACAUGGGGACGUGGGCAAGAACACUGCUUGACCACGAAUAUGAUGAUGACAGUGAAUGCAAUGUGGACUCCUACAACACUCCAGCAAAGGAUAUAGAAAAGGAUCUCUCUCCCAAAUCCAUGAAAAGGUCUCAGUCAGUUGUGGAUCCUGGGGUGCUGAAACGCAUGGAUAAGAACGAGGAAGAGAACAUGCAGCCUUUGCUUUCACUUGACUAACAGCUCCUGAGCACUGGACAUGAACUGAGGUGGAAGGCACUGCCUCUCAGCAGCAAGCAAACUAUUGGGAAAGAGUGUGCCAGCUGGAAUCCUAUUUACUCAACGUUAAUGUAGCAUAAUGGCAGCAGGUUUCACUAUUCCACCGGGAUGCUGGAUGCCCUUGGGUGAAAAAGAAGAGGAGAGGGAAAAAAAAA
Molecule: messenger RNA, 2122 nt
Organism: Dryobates pubescens (Downy woodpecker)
Lineage: Eukaryota; Metazoa; Chordata; Aves; Piciformes; Picidae
Gene: CLVS2
Product: clavesin 2
Exons: 5
Coding region: 945-1928 (327 amino acids)
Cellular component (GO): membrane
Molecular function (GO): phosphatidylinositol bisphosphate binding
Source: RefSeq, a predicted model, not a curated record